Orbicella faveolata is the source of this 1621-nucleotide messenger RNA. RefSeq lists its product as uncharacterized. Gene Ontology annotation, molecular function: protein binding. Gene Ontology annotation, biological process: regulation of apoptotic process. Lineage: Eukaryota; Metazoa; Cnidaria; Anthozoa; Scleractinia; Merulinidae. The record is from RefSeq and is a predicted model, not a curated record.
UUCUGUUCGCUUCUUAUCAAUGUUAUCGCUUUAAAAACCCCACUCAAAUGUAGUUCAGUAAUCACAUGCCAUAGUUAGUCGUGGCAGAAUGACGGAUGACCAAAAUUCUCAGAAGAUUUCAGUGGAUCAUGUUACUGACCCUGUCGAUCGUUGAAUUUAGUUUUGAGGCGUGCAAUUUAUUCUACAGUUGAUUAUUUUACGGCUACUUGCAUGCGACAUUAGGUAACUUGCUUACGAUUGGUUCAUAAACAAUGAAAAACUGGGCCUGUGCCAAAAAGCGUGCACAGGCGAAUAAGUGAAACAGACAUGCGCCGAACCGAGAAACCCUCCCUUUAAUAGUACGUUAGAUGCCAUACAUGCUUUUUCAACAAACAAGCAAGUUUUCUCUAACAAGCUUUGUUUGGCAUUCGCAAUCCCUACUGGCUAUGAGACUCCAGAGGCUUUCCGCUGUAAAUACAGAGGUCUAAAGUUAUUUCAAGGCUUGAUAUCCACCAAGAAAGUGCUAAAAAUUCCGAAUACCCCCUACAACGGUUCUCCUACAAUAGACAGUCUAACUCUGAAACACAAUCCCAGGGCAACACACUGUCAACUCGCUUCUGCUAUGUAUCGUAUCGAUUUCCCCGUAACUCUCCCUCUCCCGCUGGGGUGUGUGCGGCGUCAAUCAUUGUCAAGUUUGCAAGGUCACGGUGGCCUCUGAAACAGAACCUUUCUUUAGUUAUUCGGCUCGAUUGUUAGGCAACUUCAAUGUGAGACAAAGUCCUAAGAACCCGACUAAACAUAUCAUGUGACCACAACUUUGCGUGACCAGCGGUGAGAAACGAACAUCAAGCUGUUACUUUCAGCCCGCCAUGUUGGACUGAAACAUUGAGAAAUUUUAAUAACACGCAGAUCCGAAUAAGUGGAGAGUUAUUUUUAAUGCGCUGUUACAAUGUCUGAAAUCGAGUACAAGAGCUUAAAACUUGCAAUAAGUAAGAGACUUGACGAACAGAACAUACUCGGGGACAUACUGUGUUUGUGCGAAGGAAAGAUUGCGUCUGGUAGCGAACACGACAUCCAGAAUGCUUGGUCGUUGUUUAAAAAACUGGAAGAACAGAAUAAUCUAGGAGCUGAUCGCCUGGAAGAUAUGAAAGAGUUACUCAAAGGUGUCGGGGAGUGGUCUCUCAACGAAAAAGUUGAAAAGUUCGAGAGAAAAAGACAGGAAUAUAGCCGCCUACUUAAACAGAUCAUUCUGGUACUCGACGAGCUCAAUGAUGUGGAAAGACUGCUUGCCAUUUGCCGAGGAAAGAUAUCGGAAGAAAGUGAGCGCCAUAUUCAAGAUGUUCGCUCAUUAUUUAAAGAGCUUGAAAACCAGAACAACUUAGGAAUUCACCGACUGGGCAUCUUGAAAGAGAUUCUGACUGAAACGGAGAAUCAUGUUCUCCUCAAGGUAGUGGAGGAGUUCGAAGAGCGAAGAAAGCAAGAAGAUGAGCUUAAAAGGAAGGAGGAUGAUUCUAAAAGGAGAAAAGCACAAGCAGUUGCUGUUGCUUCAUCCAUUGGAAAUAAAUUGAUGGGUGUGCUAAACAUCAAGACAGUAUUCAAAGCGGUUGCAGUAGUUUCUACUGCUGAGCUCUUGAUUGGUUGG